Molecule: messenger RNA, 3540 nt
Organism: Tupaia belangeri chinensis (Chinese tree shrew)
Lineage: Eukaryota; Metazoa; Chordata; Mammalia; Scandentia; Tupaiidae
Gene: KBTBD3
Product: kelch repeat and BTB domain containing 3
Exons: 4
Coding region: 162-1994 (610 amino acids)
Molecular function (GO): protein binding
Source: RefSeq, a predicted model, not a curated record
UUCUCCGGAGGCAGGGAGACGGGGUGGAGACUGCGAAGACUGCAGUUGCAGUUGCUUCGUGUACUGUUGGUGACAGUUGUGGGAAAGACCACGUGAUCAGAGUUCCUGCGGGUUUUAGUCCAAGGAAAAGUUGGUGUCUGCCGAUGAAUUUCUAAGAACAUAUGGAAUUGGCUAUGGAUAAUUCAUAUGAUUUCAAUCAACGAAGCUCAUGUAAUGGAAUUCCAUCUGAAAACAACAACUUCCUUGUGUCAGAAGACCAUGGACAGAAAAUCCUAAGUGUACUACAGAAUUUUAGAGAACAAAAUAUCUUUUAUGAUUUCAAAAUAAUUAUGAAAGAUGAAAUAAUCCCAUGUCAUCGUUGUGUGUUAGCAGCAUGCAGUGACUUUUUCAGGGCUAUGUUUGAAGUAAACAUGAAAGAAAGAGAUGAUGGAAGUGUUACCAUUACUAAUUUAUCCUCCAAAGCAAUAAAAGCAUUUCUUGAUUAUGCCUAUACUGGAAAAACAAAAAUAACAGAUGAUAAUGUGGAAAUGUUCUUCCAGUUGUCAUCAUUUCUUCAAGUUUCCUUUCUAUCCAAAGCUUGCAGUGACUUUUUAAUAAAAAGUAUUAAUCUUGUCAAUUGUUUACAGUUAUUAUCUAUAUCAGAUAGCUAUGGCUCUACCCGUUUGUUUGAUCAUGCAUUAUACUUUGUACAACAUCACUUUUCUCUAUUAUUUAAAUCCAGUGAUUUCUUAGAGAUGAAUUUUGGAGUAUUACAAAAAUGUCUGGAAUCAGAUGAAUUAAACGUUCCUGAAGAAGAAACAGUACUGAAGGUCGUCCUUAGUUGGACCAAAUAUAACUUAGAAUCAAGACAAAAGUAUCUGCCUCAUUUGAUUAAAAAAGUAAGAUUACAUCAGUUGUCUGAGGAGACACUUCAAGACUAUCUGCUCAAUGAAGAGUGUUUACUCAAAAACACAAACUGUUUUGACAUAAUCAUGGAUGCAAUUAAAUGUGUGCAAGGUUCUGGUGGACUCUUCCCUGAUGCUCGGCCCUCCACAACUGAAAAAUACAUUUUCAUUCAUAAAACUGAGGAAAAUGGAGAAAAUCAAUAUACGUUUUGCUAUAAUAUUAAAACUGACUCGUGGAAAAUACUGCCACAAUCACACCUGAUUGAUCUGCCAGGAUCUAGUCUGUCUAGCUAUGGAGAAAAAAUAUUCUUAACAGGUGGCUGCAAAGGGAAGUGUUGUAGAACAGUUCGACUUCAUAUUGCUGAGCCAUAUCAUGAUGCCACUGACCAAACUUGGUGCUACUGUCCAGUCAAAAAUGAUUUCUUCUUGGUAUCAACUAUGAAAACACCAAGAACCAUGCAUACGUCAGUUAUGGCUCUUAAUAGAUUAUUUGUCAUAGGUGGAAAGACUAAAGGAUCUCAAGACAUUAAAAGUCUCUUGGAUGUUGAAUCUUAUAAUCCUCUUUCCAAAGAAUGGAUAUCAGUUAGCCCAUUACCCAGAGGCAUAUACUAUCCAGAAGCCAGUGCAUGCCAAAAUGUAAUUUAUGUUCUUGGAUCAGAGGUAGAGAUUACAGAUGCCUUCAACCCAUCACUUGAUUGCUUUUUUAAAUAUGAUGCUGCAACUGAUCAGUGGUCUGAACUAGUAGCAGAGUUUGGACAAUUUUUUCAUGCAACACUAAUUAAAGCUGUCCCAGUAAACUGCACAUUGUAUAUAUGUGACCUUUCCACCUAUAAGGUUUACAGUUUUUGUCCAGAUACUUGUGUUUGGAAGGGUGAAGGAUCUUUUGAAUGUGCAGGCUUUAAUGCAGGUGCAAUUGGAAUUGAAGACAAAAUUUAUAUAUUAGGAGGUGAUUACGCACCAGAUGAAAUCACAGAUGAAGUGCAGGUCUACCACAGCAGCAGGUCUGAGUGGGAAGAAGUGUCACCAAUGCCUAGAGCCUUAACUGAAUUUUAUUGCCAGGUGAUUCAGUUUAAUAAGUACAGGGACCCAUGGUUUUCUAAUCAUUUCUAAAAAUGCGUGUGCCUGGACAUUCUAAAACUAUUCUAGUUCUAGUAAUCUAGAGUGAAUUUGUUAACCAUAAAGACUGAUAAAAAAGGUCUCUACAUAUUAAUAACAUGUUCCUGCUAUUAGAAAAUUACUAUGUAUCACACAUAUAUGCAUCAUGAAUAAACAGUUCCCAGAAACUUAAAAUACAAAAUACAUUUUACCAAAAAGUAUAUUGAAUAUAAUUUAACUUUGGAGAAUCCAGACUACUUAAUAUUUUCAUAUGUAAAUAAUAUUCACAAGCUUUGAUGCUUUGAUUGUUAAAAGUACUUUAUGAAUGAAAGACUAGUAAAAGCAAAUCAAAGUUCACAGAUUUAUAAUAUUUAGAUGGAAGAAAUUUCUGGAGGUAAUUAAAAUGGAUUAUUUAUACCAUAUAUUGUAUGAGGUGAAAAAUAGAAAAGGUAAGGCUCCUACUUCUGUAAGAAUUUGUGUUGAAUUUCUAUCCUUUCUGAACAUUUAGUUAACUUGAUUAAAUCACUUUCUUUGACCUUUACUUAUGGUCAGAAAUUUUUCUAAAAUACAUUUUACCAUCCUUCUAAAUAGCACACUAAGAGUAGUUUACCUUUUAUUGUGACUCAGUUCAUCAUUAAGAGGAUAAUGUAUGUGUUAUAAUACCAUCGGUAGUUAUUUAAAUGCUUUUAAAAUUGCUGAUUCUAUAGGUGUUCACCAUCAGUUUGUUUCUAUUUUAGCAGUUGCAGCAUCAUAUCUUAUUUUCUGGCUCCAGCUUAGUAAAUUAACAUUCUUGAUUGCAUUAUUAGUUCUAAGCUACUACUUGUCCUGAGUUUAACUUAACAUGUAACUCAUUGAAUGAAGCAGUUAGAUUAUGGGAUGUUGGUCCUAAAAUAAUUUUUCUGUACCAUUUCUGGGUUCCCACAUAAUUGAGGAAGCAAAAACUUUGGCCUCUAGAUUAUUGCAUUUCUUUGUUCAACUUUGAGCUAAAAUAAGAAAUUUCAGGAUUUAAGUUAGUACCUUAUCAAUCGUCUAUGAUGAUAUAUGCCAACUGUAAAGCUCUAUGUUGGUUUAUUACUUCAGUAAAUUAUUCUCUUGAUUUUUAAAAAAAUGACUACGCUUUUGGUACUGAUAGGAGCAUUCACAACCUGCAUUAGUUUAAUAUUAAAUCAUCUUCAAUGCAAACAGUAUUAUUCAUUCUUGUUCUCAGCUAGAAGGUUAUGCCUUGCGAGAAGAUAUUUUUGUGUAUCAGUUAUUAAUCUGUUAUAAAUCGACAGAGUAUGUUUCUAAAUGGAAGUAUACUUAAAGAGGGCUCUUUUACCAUAUAAAUAUGUCAUCAGGUUUUAAAUAUAUUUUUCAAAAUAUAAGAGAAUAAGAGAGUACAUUUUCAUGUAGUUCUAAAAGCAGGACUAUCACUAAUCAGAUGACAGUUGUGUAAAAUAAAAUUCUAUAGAAUUGGUGGCCUUCCUAUCUAAGCAAUUAGUUUGCUCUUGUCUUUUCUCUAUGUAUGUGUGUUUAAGGAAAAGUAAAAUUUGGUCCAGCAGGUUGUGUAGUGGUUAAGGCA